UCGCCUUCCUCUCGGUCCUCCCUUUCCAUCCAAAUUUGCAGUCAGCCCCGCCGCAUCCUCAGGAAAACUCCUCCCGCUGCACCUGAAAGAAGGCGUCUAUUGACAAACUUGGCUGAAAGAAGCGAGGCGAGUGCUAGGCGAGUAGAUUUAGGAUCUGGAGCUCGCAAGUCCUGUGUAAACCGUCCAGAGGAAGGAGGCGGGGUGUGUGGGGGGGAGAAGCACCCGGAGAUACCAGAGGGAAGACUUGGCUUGUUGGUUCAAUCAGCGAGCUGGGCGCAUCGACUCGGCUCCCUUCCCGGUUCUUCCCCCCCCCCCACUCCGGUUCACACCCCCUUCGGCUCUAGGAGGGCUUGAGCUGGCAUCGCUCUGCACUGCAUGACAGCUCCAGGCUCCGAAGACGACGUAGCAGCCGGGAGUGGGAAGCCAAGCCCAGCUGAGGAAGAUCUGAGGAAGGCUACGCGCCGGGGAUCGGCGGGGGUGUGAGCCCAGAAGGCACCUUGUCCUGUCUGAUUCCCAGGGCGCUGCCGCCUCCUCGUCUCCGAUUGCCUUUCGCUCCUGUUAUAACCCCACCCCUGACCUUAUUCUCUGGCCGCCCAAGACUGAGCAGAAAGGCAGAAGCCCAGAGAGAAAAUAGCACCGGGUCAAGGAGAAAUACCUGCGCAUCGCUUAGGCUGCAAUUGAUGGGAAAUACACAUUUCUUUCUCUAGGAAAGCUCGUUAGUCGCCCGCCCCCUUUUCUCUUUUUUUUUCUCCUCCCCCCCUUUUAAAGAAAAGAACCCGGUUGAAAGCAGAAAGGGGGAGAAAAGAGGGGUUCUUUUCUCCAAAAGAAAAGAGAGGGAGGGGGCAACGGAAAGGAAUCGGAGAGAAUUUCAGCAAGCGUUUCCCUCCCUUUGUUGAAUGAGAAGGACGGCGCCGGAUCACCAUGAGCACCAGCACAGUUCCUUUUCAACAAAACCCAUACAACUCUGGGGGGCGUCCCACCAUAAUUCAAUGCUAUCGCUGUGGAGAUACUUGUAAAGGCGAGGUGGUGCGUGUCCAGAACAAUCACUUCCACAUCAGAUGUUUCACAUGCCAGGUGUGUGGCUGUGACCUAGCGCAGUCUGGCUUCUUCUUUAAAAAUGGGGAAUACAUCUGCACCCACGACUACCAGCAGCUCUAUGGCACCCGCUGUGACAGCUGCCAAGACUUCAUCACUGGAGAAGUUAUCUCAGCCUUGGGCCGGACUUACCAUCCCAAGUGUUUUGUGUGCAGCAUGUGCAGGAAGCCCUUUCCUAUUGGAGAUAAAGUGACAUUCAGUGGCAAGGAUUGUGUUUGCCAAACUUGUUCCCAUUCACUGAUUAGCAACAAGCCUAUCAAGAUUCAUGGACCAAGCCAAUGUGCAGGUUGCAAAGAGGAAAUCAAGCAAGGUCAGUCCCUCCUGGCUUUAGAAAAACAGUGGCAUGUCAGCUGCUUCAAGUGCCAAACCUGUGGAAUCAUCCUGACUGGAGAAUACAUUAGCAAGGAUGGUGUUCCAUAUUGUGAAGCGGACUAUCAUGCUCAAUUUGGUAUUAAGUGUGAGACUUGCAAUCGGUAUAUUAGCGGCAGAGUCUUAGAGGCAGGAGGAAAGCAUUAUCAUCCCACUUGUGCCAGAUGUGUACGAUGUCACCAAAUGUUCACAGAAGGGGAAGAAAUGUACCUCACAGGUUCAGAAGUGUGGCAUCCAAUCUGCAAACAAGCAGCGAGAGCAGAAAAGAAGCUAAAGCACAGAAGAACUUCAGAGACAUCCAUAUCCCCUCCUGGCUCCAGCAUUGGUUCCCCCAACCGGGUCAUUUGUGCUAAAGUGGAUAAUGAAAUCCUUAAUUACAAAGAUUUGGCUGCUCUUCCCAAGAUUAAAGCCAUCUACGAGGUGCAACGCCCUGACCUCAUUUCUUAUGAGCCCUAUCACAGAUACACUUCGGAUGAAACACUGGAGAGAUAUAGCUAUGGGGAGUCUCUUGGAACCUUGUCUCCAUAUUCUCAGGAUAUUUAUGACAGCAUGGACAUCAGGCAGAGGCGAGCAUCCAGCCCAGGCUACAUAGACUCACCCACCUACAGUCGCCAAGGCAUAUCUCCCACCAUCCCACGUUCUCCACAUCAUUAUUACCGCUCAGGGACAGAGAGUGGACGCAGCUCCCCCUACUAUAGCCAGUUAGAUGUGAGGUCUUCUACACCAACCUCAUACCAAGCUCCUAAGCAUUUCCACAUUCCAGAUUCCCACCACCCCUCUUCAAGAAUGACAGCUGCUGCAGAGAGUAACAUCUACCGGAAACCACCCAUCUAUAAAAGACACGAUUCCCAUUCUGCAGCUACAAAAAGCAAAACUAGUGAAGACAUCUCUCAGACCUCCAAAUAUAGUCCAGCUUAUUCUCCAGAUCCAUAUUAUCACUCAGAAACAGAGUACUGGACUUUUCAAGGUUCACCCAAAGCUCCCCGAGUUCGAAGAUUCUCAUCAGGAGGAGAAGAAGAUAGCUUUGAUCGAGGGAUGCACAGAAUCCAGACAGGAAUUGGCCGAUUGAUACUGAAGGAAGAAAUGAAGGCCCGUGCUAAUUCAUACAUGGACCCUUGGACGCCUCCCCGCAGUUCAGCAAGCAGCAGAGAAGCUCUUCAUACAGCAGGCUACGAGAGCUCCUUAAAUGGCUCACCCCGGUCACACUACCUGGCAGACAGUGAUCCCCUCAUUUCAAAAUCUGCUUCUCUUCCUGCUUACAGAAGGAAUGGGAUGCAUAGGCCUCCCAGCGCUGAACUCUUCCACUACGACAGCACAAAUGCCGUCAACUGGGGAAUGCGAGAAUACAAGAUAUACCCUUAUGAGUUGCUUUUGGUGACAACCAGGGGAAAAAAUCGCUUGCCCAAAGAUGUGGACAGAACUCGGUUAGAACGCCAUCUGUCUCCAGAGGAAUUUUACCAGGUGUUUGGCAUGACUAUUGCUGAAUUUGAUCGCCUGGCUUUGUGGAAAAGGAAUGAGUUGAAGAAGCAGGCUCGGCUCUUUUGAAAACAGUAUAUAUAAAAACUAUAUAAAUAUCUCUAUAUAGAAGCUCUGUAUAUAUAGUACAGAGUAAAAUCUCUGGCUGUUCUCUUUGGAAGCCUGUAGAGUGAACCGAAGUCUCACAGAUAUUUUUAUGCUCUUUGUUUCUUUUAUUCUUUGUUUUGUUUUUUUAAUAAAGAGUAAUUGUUAUUUGGGAAACUUUUCAACUGUGGGGAGGAUGUGGGAACCUGUUUUAUACUGAACUGUUUCUUUUUCUUACAUCAGUGUUGAGAACCUUGGGCAUUAUUGUACCUCACCCAUGAGCCUCUUAAAAGCAAAUCUGAAGAGAUGGGAUGAUGGAAGUGGGGGCAUGCUUUGAUAGAGCCAACCAUCUUUAUACACCUCCCCUCUCCCCCAUGGUUUCAGAAUAUCCAAAGUAUGCUGCUCAAUCAGGCCAAGGAUUUAUCUCAACCGGUUUUUGUCUCUAAUGGUAGCUCAACAAAUACCUGUUUCAUUUUUCUGUUAUUUUUCUCACUAUCUUAAUCAUAUAUAUAUGGAUAGACUUUGGCUUUGUGUCCUUUUAUACUAGCAUGUUUAAAUCUUGAUGUAAAAUCACACACACACAAACACACAAAGUGUAAGAGAGAAAGAGAGAGAGAGAGAUUUUGCAUCAAGAUUUAAAAAUGUUGGUAUAAAAGAAUACAAAUAAAGCCAAAGUAUCCAGUCAGCAUUCUUUUUUCUUAUAGCAGACAUCCAGAUGACUCUUGGAAAUUAAAAAGAUGUGCUUUAAGUUGAUGAACAUACCUAACAUUCCUCCCUGCAGCAUCCAGUAAUCAGGUUGAUGUACGGAGGCUUUAUAUAGUUAUUAGAGUAACAAUUUUUAAAACUGUUUUUCCAUGAAUAAAUAUUAGUUAUUAGUUAUUAGUUACAGUGACACGCAGCUGUCUUCCAUUCUUCUUCAGAGAACUGUAGAAAACAGGGCACAAAGAGACUUACUAAAAUUCAUUCUGGUUCAGCAGAUACUCCUACCUUCAGGGAAUAGGAAACUAGGUUUCUUGGAACACAACAUUAUAUGCUCACCUGUACUUUAACUCAACUUUGGAUAUCGCUUACAUUUGCACAGGUCUACUAUACACAGCCUUCCCCAAUCUAGUGCUCUCCACCCAUGUUGGACUAAAACUUCCAGUAUUCAUACUGAACUAUACGCACCAGGUUUGUAGAGGCUAGUUUGGAGAUACAAUCUGUGAUAUACAUCCAAUUAAAAAUAAUCUUCCUUUCCAUUAUUUCAGUUUCCUCUUAUAUUGCUAGUCACUUUAAGCAGUCAAUUUUAAAAAACCAUUGCUAUGAAAUAGCUUAGCCUUACAAACUUGAGGUCAAACUUUAAAAAUAGGAAAAAAUCACAGGGAAUAACUGGCACUACCAUCCAAUUCUCAAGCAAAACAGUUAUAUUCCCUAAUCAAUAAUUUGUUGAGUAAGGCAUAAUAGUGGAAAUUCAUUAACCAUAGUUUAGAAGAUACAAUGACUUGAUUCACAUAAUAUCCUAAAUUAAAAUCUAAUAAACUAUCAUAUGGUUUAGCAUGAUAUGUGAACCCUGUCACUGUCGUUCUUUAAAUAAACCUUGGCUGUGGUUGUUAGAAAAAGAAUGAAGCUUUACCCAGGUAGAUGUGAUGUGCAAAGCAUUACAUCUGAACGUUUAUAUGAGUUUUAUAUGUUUUCCAAAAACAGCAAUCAUAUUGGGAAUCAAACUUCGAAUUUUCAAAUGUGUAUAAAAACUGUUGGACUAUAGGGGGGGAAAGAGUUUGGAGAAGCCUUGGCACUUGAAAUGUCUUGUUCAUCUUUAAUUUAACUAAUUUAAUUGCAUACAGUAUGUCUGGCCUUUCAUGGUCACUAGCAACAUUUCUGACAUUGUGUCAAAUCAAUAGGAUCAACUUCUAAAUGAAGAAAUGUUCAUGGAAUGUUUUGAUUUGGGAGCUUGUAUGCUUGUUCUUUCUUUAAAAAAAAAGAAAUUUCUUACCUAAUACACUGUUUGAACAAAAUAAUUGUGAGUUGUCUCAUAUUGUUUUCUUAUCGUUUCUUUCCUCUUUGAAUGAAUUAGCUCCAAAGCUGAAUCUAUGAUUUCCAACUAGGUGGGCAAAAGCUUUUCUCUCUAUAUUGUAUGAACUGAUUAAACUGCUCAGAGUCUCUGGAAGGGCAAUGUAACAAAUACAUUCUUCUUUUACAUAUUAGAGACUAAUGCCAUAUUAGUGUGGCAUCUUUGUUGGUAUCCAGUUUUGAUUCUGUUUAAAGAAAAGCCAUUUUGUUAAUGAUGUUCUUCUACUUCAAUGUCAAGUUGACAAUUGGUUUAGAUGGUCAACAAGGCUGUCUCCAACUCAUAAUUUUAGGAUUCCAGUGUUUUAUUUCUCAUUUCUGAAAUCAAUGAUUAUAUAAGAAUACAACACAUUUUCCCCAGGAAGAAAUGAUUAAUUCUAUAUUAUACUGUGCAUCUGCUUACUCUAGCUGAGAGAAUGCUGAUUACGUAUUAAAAGUAAUGCUGCUUUUUACACA
This is a messenger RNA of Crotalus tigris (Tiger rattlesnake), 5526 nucleotides long. RefSeq names its product actin binding LIM protein family member 3 (gene ABLIM3). The record is from RefSeq and is a predicted model, not a curated record. The coding region runs from base 922 to 3009 and encodes 695 amino acids. Lineage: Eukaryota; Metazoa; Chordata; Lepidosauria; Squamata; Viperidae. Gene Ontology annotation, molecular function: actin filament binding. The transcript is spliced from 24 exons. Gene Ontology annotation, cellular component: actin cytoskeleton; stress fiber. Gene Ontology annotation, biological process: cilium assembly; cytoskeleton organization; lamellipodium assembly.